AUGCAAGCAUUUUGCCACCCUGAGGUAUCUCGUUCCAACGUCACAGAAGAAUUUGCUCUUCAAAUGGCACAUAUGAGAAGCACCUUUACAAUACUGCAGAUAAUCUUUUGCCUGAUCGGUAUAACGGGUAACAUUCUGAAUUUGCGUACAUUGGCAAGUCCUUCAUUGCAAACAGUACCAUUCAUGUACAUUCGCUCUUUAGCAUAUUUUGAUCUGAUCUCAUUGUCGGCUAUACUGAUGCAUUUCAUGCUUGAAAGAACUACUAAACAAUAUAUUCUUGUAGUGUAUUCAAAUUAUAUCGAGGCGCCUUUUAUAAAUACUUUUCUAGUUGCAGGCCUUUAUUGUGCUUUCAUGCUUACAGUGGAAAGAUGUCUGCUCAUUUCUCGGCCACAUCUGCAACUUCCAUACAAUCCUCAUAAAAUGGCUAGACGAAAAAUCCAAGCCAUGCUAGGUCUAGCCGCGUUGUUACAUCUUCCAAUGAUGCUUCAGACCACUAUAAAGUUGAGUGAUGAUGGUUCCUAUCACAUCGCAAAUAAUGUGGAUUUACUAUGCAGGGAACCUCACUGGACAGUUUAUAACUACUACAAAUUGAUCAGGGAAUGCUUGCGAUUCUUUUUCGUUGCUCUAAUGACUUUACUGAAUGUGAUAAUUGCUCGUAAGCUCCAACUGAAUAAUCUUCGCCGACGUCGCCUGGUAAGACGUUCAGUUCCCAGUGAUGUGAGUUCUCCAGACCAUCUUAGUGCAAAAAGGCCAAAGAGUCCAGAGAAUAGCUUCAAUAGAUCUCGUCGGGAAUCGAACCUAGUUCGCAGCUUCUCGGAGAAGAAGCUUACAGCAUUGAUGGUUGUUAUAUGUGUAAUUUACAUUCUUGGAAAUCUACCACAAAUGCUUGUGAUGGUUCUUCAAAACGAAGCCAUGGAAAAUUCAUACGGCUUCCAGCUUUACCGCAAUACUGCUAAUCUCCUCGAAGUAGUGAAUCAUUGCCUCAACUUCUAUAUAUUUUGCAUGGCCAGCAGCGAGUACACUCGUGCAUUUUUAUUGAAAUGUGUUUGUGUAAGGGAUAUCAUGAUGAAGUUCCCCGAAUAUGCUGAAUUUUUGACAGCGAGGAGAAGUGACAGCAUGGUCUCUUGUAAUAUAUCAAAUAUCGGACUGCAACAUAGAGACUCCGGAAGUGGUUCUGAUUAUGAAGGAACCAUACUCUGCAAUGUUGUUGAAGGAAAUUCCUACGUAGAUGACACCGUGGACAGAUCGGAAAUGAAGGGAAUUCUUGUCAGCGGUGAGCAGGACUGUCUAUCAUAA
This is a messenger RNA of Cylicocyclus nassatus, 1296 nucleotides long. Lineage: Eukaryota; Metazoa; Nematoda; Chromadorea; Rhabditida; Strongylidae. The record is from the annotation of a GenBank genome assembly.